AUGGACCCAGCAAAGCGCCAGAGAGCAGACACCUCCCGCCUCCAACUCCCCAAAAUUUUGGGCUUCCCUCCCAACUCCUUCCCAUAUAAGGCCGUCACCUCCGAUUCCCAAAUCCAUCCCAAGCAUCAACAUCCGCGGCACUCCCUUCUUCCCUCAAAUCCAGCGACGAUGUCCGGGCGCGGCAAGGGCGGCAAGGGGCUGGGCAAGGGCGGCGCCAAGCGCCACCGGAAGGUCCUCCGCGACAACAUCCAGGGCAUCACCAAGCCGGCGAUCCGGAGGCUGGCGAGGAGGGGCGGCGUGAAGCGCAUCUCCGGCCUCAUCUACGAGGAGACCCGCGGCGUCCUCAAGAUCUUCCUCGAGAACGUCAUCCGCGACGCCGUCACCUACACCGAGCACGCCCGCCGCAAGACCGUCACUGCCAUGGACGUCGCCUACGCGCUCAAGCGCCAGGGCCGCACCCUCUACGGCUUCGGAGGCUAGACGCGUGGUGUGCUGUGCUGGUGGCGGCGGCCGUGUUUUUCUGUGUUAUAUGUGCCGUCGUGGAUGGGAUGUACUUCUCUGUCGUGCGUUUGUGCUCACCAGUCUGCAAUACCAUUAUCCGUUCAAUGAAAAUACUCCGAUCCUGAGUUC
Messenger RNA from Triticum dicoccoides, 630 nucleotides. RefSeq names its product histone H4-like. Gene Ontology annotation, molecular function: structural constituent of chromatin; protein heterodimerization activity; DNA binding. Bases 1 to 480 code for a protein of 159 amino acids. Gene Ontology annotation, cellular component: nucleosome. The record is from RefSeq and is a predicted model, not a curated record. The transcript has a single exon. NCBI's taxonomy places the organism in Eukaryota, Viridiplantae, Streptophyta, Magnoliopsida, Poales, Poaceae.